This is a messenger RNA of Diospyros lotus (date-plum), 1926 nucleotides long. RefSeq names its product probable hexosyltransferase MUCI70. The record is from RefSeq and is a predicted model, not a curated record. The transcript is spliced from 8 exons. NCBI's taxonomy places the organism in Eukaryota, Viridiplantae, Streptophyta, Magnoliopsida, Ericales, Ebenaceae. Bases 244 to 1752 code for a protein of 502 amino acids.
UAUCAUCGUCUCGACCGGACCGCGAAUGACAUUUGCAAUUGCAGCAGAUCUCUCUCAGCCCGCUUCCCGAUUUCUUCUCUCUGGCUUCCCAUAGACUGAGAAUUCGUUCUUCAAAUUCUUCUUUCUCAUUACAACUACUCGUAUAAACACUUUGCCAGAUGCUCCGGCGCACUUCAAUUCGUAACGAUUUGGAUUCUUGCGGUUUCUUUGUCGCUGUGAUGAUUACUCGGAGGUAGAGUGAAUAUGGAAAGGGACUUUCAGCGUUCCGCUUCUGUACGGGCAAGUCGGAGGCAAGAACGCAAUAAUCUACAGUAUAGAGCUAAAGAUACUGAAGGUGGAUUCUUUUCGCCGGGAAGGUUGCCUCAAGAUUACCCGAUGAAGAUUAUCUGGAAGAGGGGUUUUAUUCGUCUGGUUCUUGUGGGGGGCAUCUUGUGGAUGCUGCUCAUUCUCCUUGCACUACUGUUUCACGUUUGGUCUUGCCAGUCGUCAGUAGCCUUCUUUUCAGCUAUUUGUAAUAAGGAGGGCAAGUUAUUCUUUAUGUUAGACACAAUGGGACUUGUACCAAAGCCACAACAUCGUUGUCCUAUUCCUGUUGUGGAUGACCCAGACAAAAUAAUUAUUCCAAAGAAACGAAGUCCUGAAAAAGUCAUUAAGCAUUUAUCAUACGUUAUGGAGGAUGAGGUAGCAAAUAAUGGAUCUCAAUCACCGCCACUAUUUGGAGGCCACGAAAGCUGGUCACAAAGAGAGGACAGUUUUAAAUUAAAAUCGACUAUGAAGGUGCACUGUGGCUUCAUACAAGGUGGUGGAGCAGAAAUGGAUCCAAGAGACGUCAAUUAUGUGAAGAAGUGUAUAUUUGUUGUUGCAUCUGGCAUUUUUGAUGGAUAUGAUGUCCCUCAUCAGCCUUCAAAUGUCAGCCCACGUUCUCAAAAGCUAUUUUGCUUUCUGAUGGUGGUAGAUGAAAUAUCAAUUGACUUCAUCAAGAAAAAUGUUACUGUCAGAGUGGACUCAGAUGGGGGACAGUGGGUUGGUAUUUGGCGUCUUAUUCUACUCAAACACCCACCAUAUGAUGAACCCAGGAGAAAUGGAAAGGUCCCCAAGAUAUUAACCCAUAGAUUAUUUCCCCAAGCAGAGUACAGCAUCUGGAUUGAUGGUAAAAUGGAGCUACUAGUUGAUCCAUUGCUCAUUCUUGAAAGAUACUUAUGGCGUGGGAAGCACACAUUUGCCAUUGCUCAGCACAAACACCAUCGCAGUAUAUAUGAGGAGGCUGAUGCAAACAAAAGGAGGAAGCGGUAUGCUAGGCCUCUUAUUGAUCUUCACAUGAAAAUAUACCGUUAUGAAGGGAUGAAGCCAUGGAGUCCAAAUAAGAAAACCGUUAGUGAUGUGCCAGAGGGAGCAGUCAUAAUACGAGAACAUACCGCUCUGAAUAAUUUGUUUUGCUGCUUGUGGUUCAAUGAGGUCGACCUCUUUACGCCAAGAGAUCAGCUAAGCUUUGGGUAUGUUGUUUACAGGCUAAGGGGCAUGUUCAAAUUCUUGAUGUUUCCAAAUUGCGAGUACAACUCGCUCUUUAUUUUGCACUCACACACUCGGGAGCACUCCUCCAAAGUUGAAUGGGUGAAAUCCUUGGAUGAGUUUAAGGGAAACAAUAGUGCUCUGAAAGAGAGCAGGGGAGGAUUGGGGUUAUGGACUCCUUACCCGGGGAAUCUUGAUUCAGUAGUACUACCCCCUGUAGCAAGAGCAUCAAAAGCCGGAUGAGUCUGUUAAACCAUCAGGCUUUUUUGGCUCACGCUGCUUUUGUUUUUUGUUUUUGUUUUUUUGUACAAACUCUGUACAGUUCUUCUUCCCGCUUUGUUGGGGGGAUGAAUUGGUCUCUUUUAGGUCUUUGUGCAAUACUUUUUAAAGAAAUAGUUGGGAUCAUUUUUUGUUUUU